GAACACGCAUAUAAAGUAACUGCUGUCAAAUGGCACAACUAAUCUAAAAAUGUCAACACUUUAAAGUCGUCCUAAUAAUGUAAAAUUUUGUAUUUUUAAUAAAAUGGCAACACAAAAGCCAGGAGAAUGGGCUAAUACUUUGAUUGUGCGUUUUGAGGAACAGCUGCCUUGCCGAAUUGGGCCUCAAACCACCCAUUCAAGAAUAAAUGAGGAACAGAACAAGACUUGCAUUAUUCAGAUCUCAAAAUAUCGUUUUGCUUUGGUGUUAGAUGGUUUUGUUAAAGUUUUAAAAAGAAUACAUGAACUGUAUCAGACUGGAACAUGUGGGGCACCACGGCAACAUGGUCCAGAACUAGAGAAAAACUACUAUGACAGUCUGCUUAUAGUUCUAGAAACCUUAGAGAAAUGUUUUAGCCAACAACCGAAAGAUUCGAUUACUCUUACAAUGGAAGAAAAUCAAAAUUUAAAAUCUUUGUUGAAGGAAAUUUGUGCAUUUUUAGAUAUGUCAAACGAUAAUCCCAACACACACGCAAUAAAAGUGUUAGCCAGUAAAGUUUUGUUUGCUUUGAGUGUUAAUUUCUUUAAUGCUGUCUUUAAUCGAAUUUCAUCCAAAUUACAAGAGCUUGCAUCGUGUCCAGACGAAAAUCCCGAUUACAGUGAUAUCGAACUAAUUCAGCACAUAAAUGUCGAUGUUAAUAGACUUACCAAACUCCUAACAGAGGCCAUACAAAAGUUCCGAUUACUCAAAAAAUCGGCGCAUCUUGUUUUUGUUAAUUCGCUCGAAAAAGCUAUCUGGAACUGGAUGGAUCAUUACCCUUACGAAUUCGCAGAACUACAGAAAAACACAAACGAGGAAUUGUCAAAGUGCUGUGAACAACUGUUUGACAUUUUAGACAGUUUUGCUGACAACAAGAAAGGCAGAGCCGCUGUCUGGUCGCUACAAAUUAUGCUUCUAAUUUUAGCUCCUAAAGUCCUUGAAGAGAUCGUGAACGCGGAUAGUGGUGCCCCGUGUUCACCCAGGCAUAAUAAAAAGAAGCAAUUUAUCGAUGCAAUAAAACGCGGGAUUGGACCACAUGGGAAUUCGAGUAAGCAGUUGACUGAAGCCGCGGCCGUUACCUGUGUCAAGUUGUGUAAGGCUUCGACUUACAUUAACAACAAGGACUCGAAUAACGUCGCAUUCACGUUGGUUCAAAGUGUGAUUAACGAUCUUAAAUCGCUACUUUUUAAUACGACAAAAUUGUUCUCCAGAGGACAAAAUUAUCUCUCUCAAGAUAUGGAUUUGAUGAUUGAUUGUUUUGUCUCCUGUUUUCGUAUCAAACCGCACAACAAUGAAGCUUUAAAAGUUUGCCUCAAUUUAAAUUCUCCUUCGGUGUACCAUUUCGUUUUAGUUAGGUCGUUGUAUCGGAUAGUCACUGAAUCAAAGUUACACUGGUGGCCCAAAAUAGAUCUAGUUUAUAGUAAAUCAUCCGAGUUAAGAGCAAUGUUUACUGAUACUCUCAAUAAAGUUGCUCAGGGAUACAUCGCGCACACACCGUUACGAAUGAUACAAUCGUUAACACUUAAAGGUAAAGAUUCUCAAGCUAAGUUUAAGGAAAGAGCCGAAGAAGUGCCUGGACAUAGGAAUUUAUUGUUGUAUAUGGUGCGUUUGAUUCAUGCCGAUCCCAUGUUAAUGUUAAACAAUCAAGGUAAAGCUGGUCACGAAAUACAAAGUUCUACAUUAGAAUUGAUUAAUGGCUUGGUAUCUCUUGUACAUCAACCUACCAUGCCAGACGUCGCACAAGAAGCAAUGGAAGCCUUAUUAGUUUUACAUCAUCCUGAAAAAAUUGAAGUGUGGAAUCCUGAAGCACCAAUUAAUACGUUUUGGGAUGUUAGUUCUCAAGUGCUGUUUUCUAUAUCGCAAAAACUUAUUCAACACCAAAUUAUGAAUUAUACGGAUAUUCUGAAGUGGUUGAGAGAAAUUUUGAUUUGUAGAAACGCGUUUUUAUCUAGACAUAAGGAGUACGCUAAUCUCGGUAGCCAAAUACCGAUUUGCAAACAAGCGCACAUUAAAUUAGAGGUCGUAUUUUUCAUGUAUUUGUGGAGCAUCGACAUGGAUGCGGCGUUAGUCGCCAUGAGUUGUUUUGCUUUGCUUUGUCAAGAGGCAGAGAUUCGUUGCGGGUCCGACGAAGUCACUGUCACUUACCUCGUUCCGAAUUACCACGUUUAUCAAGAACUAGCGCAAGCAUCUACUGUCUUAACCACAGCCAGCGGGGAAUCUAGAAUGUGUUUCCCAGAACACGCGAACGGACGUGCCGCUUUACAAAAGCGCAUAAUGGCGCUGUUGCGCAAAAUCGAGCAUUGCGUUAACGGCGUCCAGCCCGCGUGGGAGGAAACCUUCAUGAACUGGAACUCGAUGUCGAAGAACCUGUCGUCUUACCCGAAGGCGAAGGUGGAGGAUGGGCAGAUGGAGCCGUUCCAUCGGUCCAUGGGGAAGAGGAGGGCGUCUCAUCAGAACUCGGAGCACGAGCUAGAAGAGCAGAUCAAUGAGUGGGCCAACAUGACAGGGUUUUUAUGUGCUUUGGGAGGUGUGUGUUUACAGAGGAAGUCGCCGUCGAGACCGACUCUGUCCGCAUCGUCACACUCCAGUCUUUCUACGUCUACGAUUAGUUCGAUCGGUAGCAACACGUCGGAGGGCCGCAAGUCGAGCGUGCUGACCGGGUCCGGGCAGGAGCAGCGGCAGUAUUGUCCCGUCACACAAUUCGUCGAUCUGCUCCUACCCUUGUUGGUCUGCAACAACGAGAAAUUCGGCGCACAGAUCCAAAAGCACGUCAAGGAGCUGGUGGGUCACGAAAUGUCGUCAGCUUUAUAUCCUAUUCUUUUCGAGCAAAUCAAAACCAUUGUUGAUAAGUUUUUCGAUCAACAAGGCCAAGUUGUAGUUUCAGAUGUCAACACUCAAUUUAUUGAGCAUAUUAUUUUUAUAAUGAAAAAUAUUCUAGAUAGUACGAAAAACGACCAACCGAGCGAGCAUUUAGGUGUGACGAGCAUAGAAGGGAUGAUGCUUGCGAUUGUUAGAUACGUACGUCAUUUAGACAUGACGGUUCAUGCAAUACAUAUAAAAACGAAAUUGUGUCAACUGGUUGAAGCAAUGAUGAAAAGACGUGAUGAUUUAGCUUUUAGGCAAGAAAUGAAGUUUAGGAAUAAGUUAGUUGAGUAUUUGACUGAUUGGGUGAUGGGGACAUCCCAUCAAAUCGCGCCGCCGAGUUCGGGCGACGUUACUAUGAUCACCAGAGAUUUGGAUCAGGCGUGUAUGGAGGCCGUAGCGGCGCUUCUGAGGGGGUUGCCCCUACAACCGGAGGAGUCCGACCGGGGCGACCUCAUGGAAGCCAAAAGCCAACUCUUCCUCAAGUAUUUCACUCUCUUCAUGAAUCUCUUGAACGACUGCUCCGACGCCGCGGACGUCGAAAAAGACGUCCAAAGACAGCGCGUCAACGCCGGGAAACUUAGUACUCUACGCAACGCCACCAUCCAAGCCAUGUCGAACCUUCUUUCCGCGAACAUCGACAGCGGAUUGAUGCACUCAAUCGAUCUGGGGUACAACAAAGACCUGCAAACUCGCGCCGCCUUCAUGGAAGUCCUCACCAAGAUCCUGCAACAAGGAACUGAGUUCGACACGUUGGCAGAGACGGUGUUAGCGGACAGGUUCGAGCAGCUGGUACAACUCGUGACAAUGAUAAGCGAUAAGGGCGAGCUUCCCAUAGCCAUGGCUUUGGCUAACGUAGUCACGACGAGCCAGAUGGACGAGUUGGCGCGCGUUUUCGUGACGCUGUUCGACGCGAAACACUUGCUCUCGCCGCUGCUCUGGAACAUGUUCUACCGGGAGGUCGAAGUUUCCGAUUGUAUGCAAACUUUGUUCCGCGGGAAUUCUCUAGGGAGUAAAAUAAUGGCGUUCUGUUUUAAAAUUUAUGGUGCUAGUUAUUUACAAUGUUUGUUGGAGCCGUUAAUUCGUCCGCUGUUGGACGAUCCGUGUUGUAGUUUCGAGGUGGAUCCGGCCAGGUUAGAGCCUAACGAAGAUAUCGCAGAAAACAGGCAGAAUUUGAUCGCUUUGACGCAGAAAGUGUUCGACGCGAUUGUUAGUAGUGCGGAUAAGUUUCCGCCGCAGUUGAGGUCGAUGUGCCAUUGUCUUUACCAGGUGUUGAGCAAACGCUUUCCGCAAGUGCCGCAACAUAAUAUCGGUGCUGUUGGUACUGUCAUAUUUCUGCGAUUUAUUAAUCCCGCUAUCGUUUCGCCGCAAGAGAUGGGUAUUGUGACUAAGCAGGUCCCGACGUCUGUGAAAAGGGGGCUCAUGUUGAUGUCGAAAAUUCUCCAAAAUAUAGCUAACCAUGUCGAAUUUAGUAAGGAACAGCACAUGUUGCCAUUCAAUGAUUUCCUGAGAGCCCAUUUUGAAAUCGGGAGACGAUUUUUUAUACAAAUUGCGUCCGAUUGUGAGACUGUUGAUCAGACGUCUCAUUCAAUGUCGUUCAUAAGUGACGCUAAUGUGCUAGCUUUGCAUAGACUGUUGUGGAACCACCAGGAGAAAAUUGGUGAUUAUUUGUCUAGUAGCAGAGAUCACAAAGCUGUUGGUCGGAGACCUUUUGAUAAAAUGGCGACAUUGUUAGCUUAUUUGGGUCCACCGGAACACAAACCUGUCGAUUCGCAUCUUUUGUUCUCCUCGUACGCACGCUGGAGUUCUAUCGAUAUGUCUUCGACGAAGUUUGAGGAGUUGAUGGUGAAACACAACAUGCACGAGAAAGAAGAAUUCAAGUCGAUUAAAUCCUUGAAUAUCUUCUACCAAGCGGGAACUAGUAAGGCUGGAUUUCCGGUUUUCUACUACAUCGCCAGGAGAUACAAAAUCGGGGAAACUAACGGCGACAUGUUGAUUUAUCAUGUGAUUCUAACUUUAAAGCCUUUCUGUCAUUCUCCGUUCGAAUUAGUAGUUGACUUUACGCACACUUGCUCAGAUAAUAGGUUUAGGACUGAAUUUUUACAAAAGUGGUUCUACGUUUUGCCUGAAGUUGCCUAUGAAAAUAUUCAUGCAGCGUAUAUUUAUAAUUGUAAUAGCUGGGUUCGUGAAUACACCAAAUUUCAUGAUCGCAUUUUGGCCCCUCUCAAGGGAAAUCGGAAGUUGAUCUUUAUUGAUGCCCCUAACAAACUGACGGAAUUCAUCGAACUCGAUCAGCAAAAAUUGCCUGGUGCUACUCUAAGUUUAGAUGAAGAUUUAAAAGUUUUUAACAACGCACUUAAAUUAUCACAUAAGGACACCAAAGUUGCAAUAAAAGUAGGACCAACUGCGAUUCAGAUAACCUCGUCAGAGAAAACCAAAGUCUUGUCCCACUCAGUGCUCCUGAACGACGUUUACUACGCGUCCGAAAUCGAAGAGGUGUGCUUGGUGGACGACAACCAGUUUACUCUGACGAUCGCGAACGAAAGCGGUCCUCUUAGUUUUAUUCAUAACGAUUGUGAUAGCAUUGUACAAGCGGUUAUACAUAUACGGAACCGCUGGGAGCUCAGCCAGCCGGAUUCUGUGACGGUCCAUCAGAAGAUCCGGCCGAAGGACGUUCCGGGGACCCUCCUGAACAUGGCUCUGCUGAAUUUGGGUUCUUCCGACCCGAAUCUCCGCACGGCUGCGUACAAUCAGCUGUGUGCGUUGACGGCGACCUUCGACCUGAAGAUCGAAGGUCAGCUGCUCGAAACCCAAGGGCUGUGCAUUCCUUCCAACAACACGAUUUUCAUCAAGUCGGUGUCCGAAAAGCUGGCGACGAACGAGCCACAUUUGACUCUGGAAUUCCUCGAGGAAUGCAUCCAGGGAUUCCGGGUUUCGAGCAUCGAGUUGAAGCACUUGUGUUUGGAGUACAUGACGCCGUGGCUGGCGAAUUUGGUGAAGUUUUGUAAGCCGUCGGAGGAGAAUAAGAGGCAGAAGCAAGUGGCGCAGAUUUUGGAAAAGCUUAUUUUGUUGACGAUCGAAGAGGUGGAAAUGUAUCCUUCAAUUCAGGCGAAGAUUUGGGGGUCCAUAGGUCAAGUUCCUGAGUUAAUAGAUAUGGUUUUGGAUAAUUUUAUACAUAGGUCGGUUAAUUCGGGGUUAGGGUCUCCGAUGGUGGAGAUAAUGGCGGAUACUGCUGUUGCGCUAGCGUCGGCGAAUGUGCAGUUGGUAGCUAAGAAAGUUAUUGGUAGGCUCUGUAGAGUUGUCGAUAAAACGUGUCAAUCGCCAACUCCGCUCUUAGAACAGCACAUGAUGUGGGACGAUAUUGCAAUUUUGGCGCGAUAUUUGUUGAUGUUGUCUUUUAACAAUUGUCUAGAUGUUGCUCGUCAUUUACCGUACUUGUUCCAUACAGUAACUUUCUUGGUGUGCUCUGGAUCUCUAAGCAUGCGAGCCUCGACUCACGGGCUCGUUAUUAAUAUAAUUCAUUCUCUGUGUACCUGUACGAAACCUUCUUUCUCGGAAGAAACCCAAAGAGUUUUACGCUUAUCUUUAGAUGAAUUUUCUCUACCAAAAUUCUAUUUGUUGUUCGGUAUUAGUAAAGUUAAGUCAGCUGCUGUGACAGCCUUCAGAUCUAGUUAUCGACACCCGAACGAGCGCUGGUUUGGGACCGAACGAAGUUUCUCUGGCGCUUCGCAAGACAGAGAAAGACUCUCGCUGACUUCCCUCGAAGUCAUAACUGAUGCUUUAUUAGAAAUAAUGGAAGCUUGCAUGCACGAUAUCCCCGACUGUGAUUGGCUCAACAGUUGGACGUCGCUCGCCAAAAGUUUCGCCUUCUGUUUUAAUCCCGCUUUACAACCGAGGGCCCUCAUCGUGUUCGGGUGCAUCAGUAAGAGUAUUACUGAUCACGACAUGAAACAGCUUUUGCGGAUUCUGGUUAAGGCGUUGGAAAGUUUCAGCGACAUCGUUCUCAUUGAGGCGUUAGUGAUGUGUUUGACGCGGCUGCAGCCCUUGCUAAGGCCAGAGUCUCCCAUCCAUAAAGCCUUGUUUUGGGUCGCCACGUCCGUUCUACAGCUGGACGAGGUCUCCCUGUACGCUUCUGGGUUGGCUUUGCUUGAACAGAAUUUGCAUACUUUGGAUUCUCAGGGAAUUUUUGAAGACAGGACGCUUGAGAACGUAAUGAUGUCGACAAGGGAACCGCUAGAGUGGCAUUUUAAGCAACUCGAUCACGCUGUGGGGCUUAGCUUUAAGGCGAACUUUCAUUUUGCUUUAGUAGGACAUUUGCUCAAGGGAUACCGCCAUCCCACACCAACUACAGUUUCACGGACAUCACGGGUUUUAACCAUGUUGCUUGCUAUUGUUGCCAAACCGCAGCGGCGGGAUAAGUUCGAAGUGACACCCGAUAGUGUAGCCUACCUCACUGCUUUGGUUGGUGUAUCCGAAGAAGUCCGAAGUCGCUGCCAUAUUAAACAUUCUCUUUCACGGAACAUGUCGGAUUCGAUCUCGCAAGAGAAUUUCAUGAACGAGAACAUGACAAAUAUGAGCCACCAAAGUAAUCACUCAGGAAAUGUUUCCAAUACGGGUAGCGGCGUUAAUCGCCGCCAAAAAUCUUGGGAUCUUUUAGAUCAAUCGGCCAUUGCUCAAGCCAGGCAACAUAAACAGCCACCACAACACCAGGUUGAAAAUUCGGCAGCCAGUAAAGGCUGGCGGAGUCUAGACUUAUCCCAGAGCCCGGGACCUCAGGCAAAUGGGGGCCUGACCCGGCCUCUGUAUCGCACCCAGCGUUCUAGUUCAGUACCCGUUCAGCAGAACCCAACACCCAAUGCAUUAAACAGUGAGACACAUAGCCAGCCCGUGCCUCCCAUUAAAAACCGCAGUACCAGGGUUUCAGUAAGCAACGAAAAUAACGUCCUUCUUGAUCCUGAAGUUCUAACAGACUUUUCAACUCAGGCCUUAGUUUUAACCGUCUUAGCAACUCUCGUUAAAUACAGUACUGACGAAGCAGAAACUAGAAUACUGUAUCAGUACCUCGCCGAAGGUGCAGUAGUUUUUCCAAAAGUAUUCCCCGUUAUUUAUAACUUGUUGGAUAUGAAAAUUAAUAAUGUUUUAACCACCUGUCACGACCAAGUUAUUUUAAGCGCUGUCAGAAGUAUUAUCCAGAAUAUGAUAGCUUGCGAGGAUACCAGUCAACAACAACUUCACUAUUUGCAAAGCUGCGGUUUUGGGGGGCUUUGGCGUUUCGCCGGACCGUUCAACAAGUAUAACAACACGGCUGAAAGUAGCGAACUGUUCGUGAACUGUCUCGAAGCGAUGGUCGAAACUUGUCUUCCUAUUGAAGAAUCUGAAGGAGAGAAUGGUGAAAUGCAGCAAUAUCCUUCAAUGUUAAGUGUUAGUUCAAAUAUGAACCUGUCCUCUAGUCUCUCGAGUCUUACUCUGGGUUCGCCCACUGAGAAAGAGAUCGCGAGAGAUCUAGAGGGGGGGAGCACCACCUCUUUGGGGCGUCCGCCAUUUAGCAAGCAACGUGGUAUAAAACCCCACAAGCAUUUGCAUUCUGAAGGGUCAUCUAUUCAUAAAUAAAUUCUUAGAAAACGAAUAUUUUUUUAAGUAGGAGAGUUUAUCUCAAACUGAUGUUUUAUUGAAAUAUUUUAAUGACUGUUUUUCUCUCUUUGAAUCGUAAAAAUUCUACAUGUUGUUUUGUAUCGAAGGAUAUGUGAAAACGAUCUGUACAAAGCAGUUACUUAUAAGUUGCACAAAAAUGAAUGUUUAGAUAAUGUACAAUAAAAUCUACAAGUCGCAGUUAGUAUUAUUGGUAAUUAGUUUUAAUUUCUCUUAUUGUAUGACAACACCAAAAAUUAAUUCUAUUUUCUUUAAGUUAACUUAUUUUCUCGUGCAUUUAACCGUGAUCAUUACUAUAUCUCUCUAUUGUAAGCUACGUAUUUUAUUGUUACGCAUUUUGUGUUCACUUUAUUUCCAAAGGAAGACUUGAUCAACUAUUUUGUUAUUCGUAGUUGUAAGCAUCCAUUUCAGUAUUUUUUAUCGUGUAAGUUUUAAUUUUCUGUGUGUUUAUUUUUAGUUCCUAUACUCUUGUAUAUUUUUACGAAUUUUUCACAUAUCCAUUUCUACUAUCAUUACCCUCUGAUGUACAAAUCUUUAGACUCUAUGACAAACAAUUUAGAGUAUUGUUUUAUCCAAUGUUUUUAUAUUUAUUUUGUAGCGUAUAUAGUGGGCUUUCGAUAAUCAAGCGCAAGGGACCAGACCAGGCGGAGUAGAAGUGUGGUUUAUUAAACUGUGAAAGCGAUUAGCGAGACUUCACUGUAUACAUCGUUCAUAGUUGAUUGUUUUAAAAAGUAAUUUUAUCGUUUAACACCCUCGUUUACAUUUACAUAAAAAUUCUAUUUGUGAUAGAUUAAUGUAUAAAUGAAAAUAUGUAUGUUUCUUAAAUAUGGAAAAUGUUUGUAUCUAUGAUAUUACAUAUAUAAGAAAA
Zophobas morio is the source of this 9416-nucleotide messenger RNA. RefSeq names its product neurofibromin. The transcript is spliced from 26 exons. The record is from RefSeq and is a predicted model, not a curated record. The coding region runs from base 104 to 8509 and encodes 2801 amino acids. Gene Ontology annotation, biological process: regulation of GTPase activity. NCBI's taxonomy places the organism in Eukaryota, Metazoa, Arthropoda, Insecta, Coleoptera, Tenebrionidae.